GUGCGCGCAUUCAGUUUGGCUAUUGAAGAAAAUCGGUCUCGAAAGAACUGACUGUCUCGAUCGUGCACGAGGGAUCUCAAAGCAUUGAUGAAAGACAGCGGCGGAGCAGCGCAAGCAGCGACUUGCCGACUGCGACAGCGGGACAGAGCGGCAAUUAAAUGUAAAACGACCGAUUUCACAGCGUUUUCGUAGUCCUUACAGCCCUGUUCCUAUCAUGAAUGAAUAGAUGACGAAGAGGAACCAGGGAAAGGAAGAGUGGAGGUUCGCUUCUCUCAUCACGCGGUGCCGGUGAAAGAGGGGUAACAUUGGUCAAAAACGUAAAAAGAGAAUAACCGCACCAUUAUCAGUCGCGUCUGUCUGUCGUGAGAUGACAAAGGUUCAUUGAAGCGGCGGAUCAUGUCUCAGAAGAAGAUAUUCCUGGUCAUUGUGGCGAUCAGUACCGUCAGUCUACUGCUGCACCAUGGGGGCCACUUCAGCUGGACGAUGGAAGCCCUUCACCUGGGCUGUCCGUCGCUGCGCACCCACCCGUCCUUCUCUCUCAAGCCCAAACACACCAACGUGGCCUUUCUCAAGACGCACAAGACGGCCAGCACCACCAUGCAGAAUCUGCUCUUCCGCUUCGCCGAGCACCACAACCUGACCGUGGCGCUCCCUGUGCAGGCCUGCGGACACCAGUUCUGCUACCCGCGCACCUUCAGCACCCACCUCGUCCACCCACACACCCUGCCACCCAACGUGGUCACCAGCCACAUGCGCUUCAACCAUGCCGAGAUGCAGCGCCUCAUGCCUAAUGAUACCAUCUACGUGACCAUACUUCGAGAACCAGGGUCCAUGUUUGAAUCGUUGUUCAGCUACUAUAACCAGUACUGUCAGAGUUUUAAGAGAGUUCCCAACGGGUCUCUGGAGGCGUUUCUGGACGAACCGUGGCGGUACUACCGUCCGGACGAGAAUGACUCCAUGUAUGCCCGUAACACUCUGACUUUUGACCUUGGCGGGGACAAGGACCAUCCGGAGGCGGACGUGGCUGCGUAUGCCCGGGCCUUCGUGGCCAAGACGGAGCGCGUCUUCUCCCUGGUGAUGAUCGCUGAGUACUUUGAUGAGUCGCUGAUCCUCCUCCGUCACCUCCUCUCCUGGGAUCUGGAAGACAUGCUCUAUGUCAAGCUCAACAUGCGGACGUCCGGCUCCAAGCACAGCCUCUCGCCGGGCCUCCCCGCCAAGAUCCGCGUCUGGAACAACCUGGAUGCACGCCUCUAUGACCACUUCAACACCUCGCUGUGGCACCAGCUGGCAGCCCUGGGCCCAGCAUGCGUGGCCAGGGAGCUGCGGCUGCUCCGCAGGGCCCAGGAGAAGCUGGUGAGGGGCUGCUUCGGCGGAGGGCUCCCCCAGCUCCGCUCGGCUGCCCAGAUCAAGAACAAGGAGCUGCGGCCGUGGCAGCCCAGUGCAAAGGUGGACAUCGUGGGCUAUGAUCUGCCGACCAACACCAAUGCUACACAGCCAGGAAGAAUGGCCCACGAGCUGUGUCUUAAGCUCAUCAUGCCCGAGGUCCAGUACACCAGGGUCCUGCUACGAUCACAGUCCCUACGCUACCGACGAAGCUACCCCCUCCGCUCCCCUCAGCCCCAGCAGCCCAUACGGUCGGUCCUAUCACGUCGCCAACAUGUGGGGAUGCAGCCGAUGCACCGACAGGCCCCUCCUCCUGGACCUGGUCCUGCCUUGAGCCCCACAGCCACUCCUCGACCCCCAGGGACCCAGAGCAGGGCCACCAGGGUGGGACUAAGGUCCCCGGGCCCCCAGAGGAAGACACCAUAACUUAAGACUGGGCUCCAGCCUUUAAUAUAGAAUGAAUACAGACAGACAGACAGACAGACAGACAGACAGACAGACAGAUUGAAUACAGACAGACUAAAUGCAGACAGACAGUCCUCCACACUUAAAAAUGCUGGGUUGUUUGGUUAACCCAACUGCUGGGUUGCAGGCAUUGUGUCACUUAGAUAGAUGUUUUUAUUUCAAAAUUGCUGAGUUAUUGACGCUGGGUGCUGGGAAAUUGAGAUAUGACCCAGCGGGUCAGCUCAGAAAACUGGAGGCGUAGUUUAUUAUUAGGCGUGUCUUUCAGAUAGUUAUUUUUAGCCACCCAUGACAGUGAAUGUCAUUCCUGUUCAUCUGUUCUGUUUUAUAGUUAUCACAUGUUAAGGUUAAACAUUGACAUUUUUGUAGAUUCAAUAAGGAUUACAGAAGUGUAUGUGUUCCCUAAAAGCCUAUGGAAAUCCCAUUGUUGGGCUACAAUAAGGUGGUACAGUAUACUUUAUUACAAUAUGUAGUAAAUAAAUCUUAAUAUUAUAGAAGAAUGUGUAAAAUACAAAAACAAGUAAAGUUUGAAUUUGCUGUAUGUAACUUAACAUGGGUGGCCGAUAAGAUCUAGCUGAAAGGCACGCCCCUAAUAAGACACACUUCCUGAAAAUGACCAAAGGAUUAUAUUCAAAAGGACCCAGCAGCUAGGUAAACCCAGCAUGAGAGUAAAAUAUACCCAACACACGGUUGAAUUAACCUAUGUCUGGGUAAUCCCAACAACCCAACAUGUUAUUCACACAAGCCAACUGGCUGGUCAGAAUAACCCAAUGUGUUAAAUCCACUAUUUAAAUAGCACUGGGUUAAAUUGGCUUGUUUUUAGCCCAUAUAUUAAUAGGACGCAGACUUCAGCCAUUGGUUCCAAGGGACUCUUUCAGGAGUCUCUGGAGGAGAGAGGAAGAGAAGGGGGAAGGACACCACAAGACUGAGACUAGAGGUUGGGCCACAGCAAUAUGGGGAUGGGCAGAGCACUCCUAUUCAUCGUGAACUCUGUAUGGAACAAUAGAGAGCUUUUACUCUCUCUUUCUCGCUCACUCUCUCUUUCUCUCUCUAAUGCCAUCCUCCCCCUCCCAAGAGAGGAUCACUGCUCUGGGUCUGUAUCCUCCAACCCUCCAGCCAGGCCAGCUCUUGACCUCUCCCCAAAUGACUCUCCCCCGUCCCACUGUGCGAGUUAGGCCCCAGGACAGAGGUCAAAGGUCAGCCUAAGGACCCCCGGCAUAUCUCCCUGCCGGGCCUUUCCCCUAACCCGGUCUAUCCCUUAACUUGGUCUAUUCCCUAACCUGGUAUAUCCCCUAACCCCCUCACACACAUACACACACACAGCCCUCUACCGACUCUCUCCCUCCAGGCAGCCUGUUUUAGAACAAUUCUCUAUCCUCUCCACCCCCAGCUCAUCUCUCUCCUCUCCACCAGCAACUCAACCAGAUAUGGGAUGUUUUUACAUUUGUGUGUGUGUGUGUGUGUGUGUGUGUGUGUGUGUGUGUGUGUGUGUGUGUGUGUGUGUGUGUGUGUGUGUGUGUGUGUGUGUGUGUGUGUGUGUGUGUGUGUGUGUGUGCGCGCGCGCGCGAGUGAGCUUUAUUCCUACAUGUUUAUUUUAUCUGGGUGUUAUUGCAAUAAAGUUAUCUUGGUCAA
Oncorhynchus kisutch (coho salmon) is the source of this 3477-nucleotide messenger RNA. RefSeq names its product galactose-3-O-sulfotransferase 3-like. The record is from RefSeq and is a predicted model, not a curated record. Lineage: Eukaryota; Metazoa; Chordata; Actinopteri; Salmoniformes; Salmonidae. The transcript is spliced from 3 exons. Bases 397 to 1809 code for a protein of 470 amino acids. Gene Ontology annotation, molecular function: galactosylceramide sulfotransferase activity. Gene Ontology annotation, biological process: glycolipid biosynthetic process. Gene Ontology annotation, cellular component: membrane.